This is a messenger RNA of Symbiodinium sp. CCMP2592, 912 nucleotides long. The record is from the annotation of a GenBank genome assembly. NCBI's taxonomy places the organism in Eukaryota, Dinophyceae, Suessiales, Symbiodiniaceae.
AUGUUUCCUCUAAUUCCACCUGUCCGAGCAGCCCAGCACGUGGCCAUGGCACCCCUCGCCGAGGCAUUUGCCCUCGGAGUGACUCCACCCUGCCUGCCUUCAUCCAGGCUCGCCUCAAAGCCCAGGCGGGCGACGCACGAAGCUUCGGAGCCAGGCAUGCUGCCGUCGGCCCUUUCAGCAGCACCAUUCCUGGUGGCGGGCGUUGUGGUCCAGCGCAAGAUCAAGGUCUUGGCUGGAGUUUCUCGUCGGAGGCGGAUGUCAAGCGCUGGGGCAGCUGCUGUCACCAUGAGGGCGACGCCGCAGGAGCCGAACGUGGCCCAAGAAGACGAAGCUCCUGAGGAAGUGCCCCCCGCUCCUGACACAGCCGACGACAGUGCUGCCUUGUCCCAGCGGCUGCGGCAGCGGCUCGCUUCUACCAUUGCGGACCAGGAGGCCCAAGUGGAGGCUGUGCCAACCGAGGAUCAGAAGCGGAUUGUUCAGCAGGAGGUUGACCUGAAUGGUAUCGAUCCGACAGCCUGCUUUGUAGGGGCAGCACCUGUCGCUGCUUUGAGCUACGGCUUCUGGACCUUCACGUCGCGAUCGGCCGAGUGGUUCUACAAUCACCCGGUGGAGAGCGAAUUCUACCCCGUCCAGCGGCUGGGGCUUGUCUUCCAAGCCGCCGUGGUCGGCCUGAGCUCCCUAGCUUCUGGCAUUUUCGGCUUCACCGCCUUGGGCAUUUUCUUGCUGGGCGUGCGAGUCAGCAUUGGUGUGCUGUCUGGUGAAUUGGAUCCGGCAGACAAAAGCAAAGGCCUAGGGAAGCGGUCCACGGCUGAAACUGUCUUGGAUGUGUUUACAAAAGAUCCAGUGGAGGUCGUGAGGGCGGAGAAGGAAAGGAAGAAGGCAGAGCAGUUGAGGAGGGAUGCUGCAGCAUAG